Molecule: messenger RNA, 861 nt
Organism: Cooperia oncophora
Lineage: Eukaryota; Metazoa; Nematoda; Chromadorea; Rhabditida; Trichostrongylidae
Source: the annotation of a GenBank genome assembly
AUGAGCUUGAAUGACUUAAUGACCCUUCUGAGAGACAUUGAUACUCUAUCUAGUGAGCUGAAGCAUCUAGAGCCAGUCGUUCGUAAUCGUGAUGUAGGCAAACAUCUACUAGGUGUAGAAGAUUUACUUGGCAAGCAUGAACUCAUUGAAGCUCAGGUUAACGCUCAAGGAACCUGGCUUACUAAUGUAACCAAUCAGGCCAACAAGUACAUAAGAAACAAAGGAGAACAGUACGAUGUAUUACAGAGGAAACUCGAUGACCAUUACUUUCCAAUCGAAAUCAUUCGUUUUGUUACUACAGGCUGGUCGAUCUCUGCCGUCAACGCCGCCUCAACCUUGGAUAAGGCUCGUGCGUUGUAUCAGUUUGUCCAGGAUCAUGAAGAAGAGCUCUCGUGGCUCUCCGAGAAAGAACAUCUUUGCCGUCGUGCUCUCGCAAAUGGAGAUGUGGCAGCGGUGCAGCAGACGACCCUCCUGUAUAAGAACACUGAGACCGAGAUGCAGUCACACUGGGCACGAACAAAAGAUAUGAUGGCCGCCGGCGAACGCCUCAUUGAAAACGGGCAGUCGCGGGAAGAUAUCCAGCGGCGUAUUCAAGCGAUGCAGCAGGGUUGGGAACGUCUUCGAGCCGCCCAUCAAGCUCUUGGUCAGUGGUUAAACGAGGCAAAACAAGCCCAACAGUACUUCCAGGACGCAAACGAAGCAGAGUCCUGGAUCCGUGAAAAAAUGCCGUUGGUGAAAAGUGAUGAUUUGGGUCGUGACGAAGGAGCUGCGGAAUCGUUACUGCAACGGCACGCUCCGUCUAGAAGAAGAAAUCCAUGCAUACAGGUCAGCUAUUUGUUGACGAGUGUAAUGAGGGAGUGA